Molecule: messenger RNA, 2046 nt
Organism: Aspergillus tanneri
Lineage: Eukaryota; Fungi; Ascomycota; Eurotiomycetes; Eurotiales; Aspergillaceae
Product: putative C6 transcription factor
Exons: 5
Coding region: 1-2046 (681 amino acids)
Biological process (GO): DNA-templated transcription; regulation of DNA-templated transcription
Cellular component (GO): nucleus
Molecular function (GO): zinc ion binding; DNA-binding transcription factor activity, RNA polymerase II-specific; DNA binding
Source: RefSeq, a predicted model, not a curated record
AUGGCCGAGCUAUAUUCCAAACCCCCUGUGCUGCGUCGAAAUGGCGCUCUUCAGUCCUGUGAGCCGUGUCGUAGAUCUAAAUUGCGAUGCGAUCACGGGAGACCAGUCUGCGGGCGAUGUAAAACGAAGAAUAUCGAACCUCGAUGCUUCUACCACCCUGCCCCAAUGACGAAGCGAACAGUCUCGACCAGUGCAAGUCUUGUUCAGGCAACCGGGAGGUUGACUAGCCAGCACAGCUCGAAUGCCUCGAGCCCGGGAUCGGCCAUCGAUAGCACUCGACUCCGUGCAACUAUGGAGUUGCCGUCGACGAUCCCUGGAUACCUGGGGUCGACCAGUUAUUCCGCCGUUCUCGCGGAGCACCCGAGCGAAUUGUCUUUUGAGGUAGAGAGUAGCGUCACCUCUGGGUCUUCGACCCGGCUCUUGGACCCGGCUCGUCUUCAGUCGGGUCUGGAGAUGCUCAAACUUCUGCAUAGACUCACAAUUUGUGAUUCAUUGAUCCGGAAAUAUUACUCCCGAACCUUGUGCGUGGUGAUACCGUCUGUCGUGAUCGAGGCCAUCUUGCAGUCUAUCCGAAGCACUCUGAAUAGCCUGGAUUUCAGCGGUGAUAUCGAUAGCCAGUUCCAGGAUCUUGCCCUCCAGAUAUUUCAGAAUUCAUCGCGUCCCAUGGCUGUUCAUGGCACGAUGACAGUCGAAGAUUACUGCGCCUCGUUCACCGGGAAGAAUCUCCGGUGGGAGGCUGUCAUAGUGGUUUUUGUGACUUCCGGUAUAGCAUCGAUGUCCACUCCUGACAAUGAUCCGGAUCUUGUCCAGGUAGCAGGUGAUAGCCAAGCCAAAGAUCGAUUACGGGUUCAAAUUGUGGAAGCGAGCGACACCUGUUUGGGUUUCUGCGACCAGGCCGCCUCCGUUAAUGAAUUAUUGGGGUUUUGUCAAUAUAACGAUGUGAUGCUGAGAACUCAGCAGUACGGCGACUCCAGCUUUCAGGGCUGGCGUCGCCUGGGAGAUCUAUCGGCAACGGUUUACGCUCUUGGGGCCCAUCAAGAGAGUGAGCAGGCCGAUGACUGCCCGUUCUUUCUUCGCCAAUGGAGAAGAAUCUUCUUCGUGGCGGCAUUCUAUGUAGAUAAAUGUGUUGCUACCUUCGUGGGCAGACCUCCGUUCAUCAACUACCGAUAUUGCACCCUGACCCCUCCGUUGGAUUUGAGAGAGGAGACACUCAUAGCUGGCGGAGAAAAGCUCAACCGUGCCAUAUCGGAGCUAGACAUGGCUGGAUGGGGCGAGCAAGACAAGGUCUACAGGGUUUCGGUGAUUCGACUACGUUUUCUGUUGGCGGUGUUUCGAGAGCAGGCUCUUGAGAUCGCCCUGGGAACCUGCGAUCAUUGGGACCUUGAGCAAAGGUCAAGCCACAUUAUUGAGAAAGCGCGCGUAACGUGGGAAGCAGCUCCUGCGUACUUACGGUUUGACGUCCGCACGAAGGAAUCAGUGGAGCCGUUCUCCACCUCCUUCACCAUCCUACACAUGUAUCUAGACUACCAGUAUACGAUAUUCCUCCUGCAGAGGACGCUCGUGAAGCGUACAAAUACGGGCCAGGAGGCGCUCCUCGAGACGUCCCGACGGGUGCUAUCUAUUCUGAUUACUGUCACUGCCGAGCGAGACUCCGUGCUGGACUUAAGUAUACAUUAUUCCUGGCUGAUCCUGUAUUACGGACUCCCCAGUGCCAGUGUCCUCAUGCUCGAGCUCCUGCACCAGGCCCAAGAUGCGGGACUUAGGUCUAUCAUCUUGCCGCGCGCCGAACUCAUCCGGAACCUCAGCGUCUUCGUAUCCUGCCUCUCCUGGGUGUCCCGUCCGAGCCAUGGCAAUUAUCAAACGUGCAAGGAGGCCGAAAAGAAGCUUUCGCACAUCCUCGAUCAAAUUCUUGACCCACAGCCAAUCCAGCAGGAGAUCCUCAAUGAUGUCACGUCCGGUCUGUCCAAUUUCUUGGACUUUUAUAACCCCAGCAACUGGGACUUUAAUUCGGAAUAUCUGCCACCGGCUGAUGGAUUCGUGUUUUGA